AUGAGAGGCGGGCAUGAAAGGACGAGAUGGAGCGACGGGAGGAAGCAAUCAAAUGAGUGCUGCAGUUGUUUCUGCUGCUGCUGCAAACUACACGAUUUGCCUUCAAGAGGCCCAGUUCACUGGAAGCAAGGCUUACGUUAUCGCCAAUUUUAUCACAAUCAACGUUGCCUCUACUGGAAGCCUCUGAAACAGUCCAUCCUCUCACCUUUAUCACCCACCCAAUACUCUUUCCUCAGUCUCUUUCUCUUCCCCUCUCUCCUCUCUCUCUCCCCCUUUCUACACACCCCAGACACAUUGUGGUAUGCAUGCAUUCCCGGGAGAACACAACCCGCUCAUCCCCACUCGAGCCGACAGUCCUUUAGUCCGUCCAGCCUCCUAGCAAUUGCUCGUCGCUUGAGUCAGCAACCUGACUGUCGGUCCGCUUUGGUGGGACGGCUCUCGAAGAUACAGGCAUCAAACUAA
Protopolystoma xenopodis is the source of this 462-nucleotide messenger RNA. The record is from the annotation of a GenBank genome assembly. Lineage: Eukaryota; Metazoa; Platyhelminthes; Monogenea; Polystomatidea; Polystomatidae.